Molecule: messenger RNA, 1545 nt
Organism: Fusarium tjaetaba
Lineage: Eukaryota; Fungi; Ascomycota; Sordariomycetes; Hypocreales; Nectriaceae
Product: ubiquitin carboxyl-terminal hydrolase 22 27 51
Exons: 6
Coding region: 1-1545 (514 amino acids)
Cellular component (GO): nucleus; cytosol
Molecular function (GO): cysteine-type endopeptidase activity; cysteine-type deubiquitinase activity
Source: RefSeq, a predicted model, not a curated record
AUGUCUGGGCGACCGACAACCCCGGCCUCACCUAAGAACAUCAAGGUGAAGUCUCCGGUCCCCGGAUCACCAAUGUUCGGUUGUGAGCAUGUACAACUCCUUCUCAGCAAGAACCAAGAGGUCAUGAACAGCUCGAUCACGCACUACAAGUUGAUCCUCCGCAACAUCUUCGAUGCGACACCCAUCGUCCCCCAAACCUCAACACAAGAGGGCCGACCAGUUACAACCCUUACCUCGAACUACCUCUGCCUACAAUGUCCCAUGACCGUGUCCGAGGAAGAUCGAUUGAAACAUGGAACCAAGAAACAGCACCGAUUCUAUGUUGACUCUCGGAGCGGUUGCCUGUACUGUCAGAUGUGCGACGAUUUUGUCUGGGACCCGACUCUCGAGGAGCUUCGGGUGAGAAAGAUAGGGACUGGCUCUUUUUCUGGUCGCAAGAGAAAACACAAUGAGCUCUUCUCAGACUCUAUGAAGGAUGACCCUCGGUAUAUUACUAACAAUACUACGACCGCCUCCUGUCGUGCAAACGGCCUGCGCGGCAUCUACAACGCCGGUGCGACCUGCUAUCAGAACGUUGUUCUCCAAAGCUUCUUGCACAACCCAUUACUCAGGAACUUUUACUUAAGCGAUGGUCACCAGAGCAAUGAUUGCAAUGUCUCUCACUGCCUGAGCUGUGCAAUGGACGAUAUGUUCCAAGAUUUUUACGCCCUGGAGAACACCAACGGUUAUACUGCUGCCAAUAUCUUGUCAGGUUUCUGGAUCUCCGAGAAGAAGGCAUUCGAGAAUCUUGUUACCACCAAAGAACAAGACGCUCAUGAGUUCUUCCAGUUCUUGGCUGAAGAGCUUCAUGAACGGAAUGGCGAUGGCAAGAAGCCGGAAAUCGGCAGCGAACAUAGCUGCAAUUGUAUCAUGCAUCAGACAUUUUACGGCAAGAUGCAGACUACGACGACAUGCCAGAAUUGCUCAGGCCAGAGUAAUUCCAUCCAGUCGUUCCUUGAUCUAAGUCUAGGUCUCGAAAAUGUUGUCCAGAAGAAGAGCAAGAGGACUGGUCAGAAGAAGCCUUCUCUAACCUUGCAGGAUUGCUUAGACGAAGAAUACAUCAAGUAUGACAAGUGCGAGUAUCGGUGCAACAACUGCAACGGGACUCAACAAGCCAAACGACAUACCAGCAUUAAGCGGCUGCCAAACGUUCUGUCGAUACAGCUUAAGCGCUUUGAGUACAAACAUGGCCGCCACGAUCGUGCCGCGUCAAAAGUCGACAAUGAAGUCAAAUUCCCUCUUCAGCUCAACAUGUUACCGUAUACCAAUCGCGUUCGCAACCACGAGAGUCGAGAGAGCCUUGAGCUGGAGCGAUCAUGCACCUAUGACCUCCUUAGUGUUGUGGUUCAUGUGGGUGAGAUCGACACUGGCCAUUAUACAUCAUUUUGUCGGGUCGGCGACCAGUGGUUCAAGUUUAAUGAUCACAAAGUCGAGUUGGCGAGCUUGUCUGAUGUCCUUGGGGCACAGGCUUAUCUCCUUUUCUACAUCAUUCGCUCGCUAGCCUAG